GUCCUUGAUUCGUGUGACAGUCACUUCAACCUUUGUAUAAAACCAAGCACUGUGCACAUAAUUUGAUGACGUAGUUUACAGCCGUUCACAGAAAGGUUUGUCAGGUUUGUCAAAGUUGUCGAGUGACGGAACUAACUACAAACCGUUUAACAUGUCAUUCUUCAGAAAUACAAUCUGGUUUGUGAAAGGAUUAAGAGAAUAUACAAAAUCAGGCUAUGCCUCGGCUUGUAAGGCAUUCAAUGCUAGUGACCUGGAGGUUGAUGUGACAGGGAGGAGUUUCAUGAUCACAGGGGCGAACAGUGGAAUUGGAAAAUGUGCAGCAAUUGCUAUUGCAAAGAAAGGUGGGACUAUACACAUGGUAUGCAGAGACGGCAAGCGAGGGGAAGAAGCCAAGGCAGAAAUAACUGAACUGUCUGGUAACCAGAAUGUUCAUCUCCAUUUACUGGACAUGUCGCAGCCAAGAGAUGUCCUAAAGUUUGCCUCAGAUUUUGAAAAAAAUACUGGAAAGUUAAAUGUUUUGAUAAACAAUGCAGGGUGUAUGGUGAACACAAGAGAGGUCUCAGAAGAUGGCCUGGAGAAGAACUUUGCCACAAAUACACUUGGAACGUAUCUGCUGACUGCAUCUCUUAUUCCACUGCUGUCACAGAGUGACGAUCCAAGAGUGGUAAUUGUGACAUCUGGAGGCAUGCUGGUUCAGAAGCUAGAUGGGAAGGACCUGCAGUCCGAGAAGAUGUCCAAGUUCGAUGGCACGAUGGUGUACGCCCAGAACAAGAGACAUCAGGUUGUGAUGACCGAGCAGAUGGCCAGAAUUCAUCCCCGCAUCCACUUCUCCUGCAUGCAUCCAGGCUGGGCUGACACACCAGCGGUGAGAUCAGCCAUGCCAGACUUCUACAACAAGAUGAAGGACCGCCUGCGGACACCGGAGGAGGGGGCGGACACUCUCAUCUGGCUGGCUCUGGCACCGGCAGCCAUUAAACAAACCAGUGGAGAGUUCUUUCAGGAUCGGGUGAUAGUAGCCAAGCACCUGCCCCUAGCCUGGACCAAGUCUACAAGCCAGGAGGAAGAGGAACUGAUGACCAAACUAGCAGCCUUCAAGACACAGUUCCAGUCUGCAUGAUAGUCACCUCGUAGAGCCACACUGUUAUGAUGAAACUCCGACUGUGAUCAAGUGGAGAUGGGCUGUCGACCUUGUCACCAGGCCAAUGUUCAGGCCAUAAUGGGCAAACUAACAGCAACUCGGGAACAGUAUGUUAUGCAUCUGUUCAAGUAAUUAGUGGAGAUUACAAGCUUUUAUUGUAGUAUAUAUCAGCAACAGGUUAUGUAGGUAGUAGGGCUGGUUGCGUCAAGACAUUGUCAUGGUUCAAGUCUUUGAAAGGCAUUUAGAAGUGAGAAUUUAUGGAUGUCCACUUCUUUAUUAUCAGGAACACAACGUUUCGGAGUAUGUGCUUGCUCCUUCAUCAGGUGAAUGAAUGAUAUGAGGCAGAG
Molecule: messenger RNA, 1485 nt
Organism: Haliotis rufescens (red abalone)
Lineage: Eukaryota; Metazoa; Mollusca; Gastropoda; Lepetellida; Haliotidae
Product: dehydrogenase/reductase SDR family member 12-like
Exons: 10
Coding region: 152-1117 (321 amino acids)
Source: RefSeq, a predicted model, not a curated record